UUAUCAUCAUUCACACUCUCAUGCAUUUGAGAGCUAUUGCUUCCUACAAUUAUCCUUCUUCCAGAUUAAGGCUGAUUACUUUAGUUUCAAAUUCAAGAUUAUUAGUUAAAUUUAUGCAUGGUGUUGAAGAAAUUAUGCUAUUUUGGGAGAAAAAUGUGCAUCUGCUGUACUUGGCCAUGAAUUUAAUUUGAGGGCUUGGGAGUCAUACUAAUUAAAGCUUUUACAUUUAUAUGGAAAUUAUGCUGUUUUAUCCCAAACUAGUACAUUAGUUCCAUAUCUUCAUUGAAUGCGCCGUUUGCUUUUCUAUGUUGAUUAACAGAUUUAAUAGAAUCCUUGUAUAAAAGUUGUAGGUUUUGAUGCCCUGUUUACAUAGUUUUUCCCUUACCUUGAUCAGUUCAUCAUGUGUGGCCGAGCUCAUCGACUCAGCUAUGGUCUGUUUCGAAGAAGUAUAUCCUUCGUUGUGAGGUCUGAGCAUCUGCCCUCAACUUCAGCUUCUCCAUGCGAAGUUGGACCAGGAAGACGACAAGUCCUGGCCGUGGGGGUGACAAUUGCUCCUUGGUUAUUCAUGUCUCGUCAGGCAGCAACAUUUGCUGCAGAAACAAUGAAGGGAUUCCUGCCCGUCACGGAUAAGAAAGACGGAUAUACUUUCCUGUACGGUGAGGUUGUUGUCGAAGGGCAAGACAAGGUCUACAAAGAUGUUAUCGAGCCUCUUGAAAGCGUCAGCGUGAAUAUAAUCCCCACCGCCAAACAAGAUAUUCGUACUACUUUGUCUUCAGACUACUUCAUUGGUGAAACUCUAAUUCAGAAGGUCUUGGCUUCUCCUACUCAGAAAACAAAGCUGAUUGAGGCAUCAGAGCACGACGUGGAGGGGAAGUCGUAUUACACGUUUGAGUUCAUUGCGCAAGCUCCAAACUACACCCGUCAUGCUUUGAGUACAGUCUGCAUUGACAAUGGAAAGUUCUAUACCGUGACAACAGGAGCGAACGAGAGGAGAUGGGAGAAAAUGAAAGAUAGGCUGAAAACCGUGGUCGAUUCGUUCCAGAUUUUCGAUGUCUGAAGGCGGGAUGUGAGCGUGUGUUGGUUCUUCAUCAUUCUGUUUUGAAUCUCUCCAAAAAUAUGUAUAUCUUGUCAAAUUCUUGAUUUGUUUUUUUUUUUUUUUCUUUUUGAAAUUUUGGGCGAGGGGUUGUCAGAUUGUUGAGUUGAGAUUGAGUUUUCACGAAAAAAGUGUAAUUUAAUUUAGCCAAGAGGUGAUAUAUAUGGCAUUUUUUAGUAAGCAUGUA
Messenger RNA from Salvia splendens (bonfire salvia), 1280 nucleotides. Its product is annotated as psbP-like protein 1, chloroplastic. Gene Ontology annotation, molecular function: calcium ion binding. The record is from RefSeq and is a predicted model, not a curated record. Gene Ontology annotation, cellular component: photosystem II oxygen evolving complex; extrinsic component of membrane; photosystem II. Lineage: Eukaryota; Viridiplantae; Streptophyta; Magnoliopsida; Lamiales; Lamiaceae. Gene Ontology annotation, biological process: photosynthesis. The transcript is spliced from 8 exons. Bases 401 to 1057 code for a protein of 218 amino acids.